Molecule: messenger RNA, 225 nt
Organism: Dentiscutata heterogama
Lineage: Eukaryota; Fungi; Glomeromycota; Glomeromycetes; Diversisporales; Gigasporaceae
Source: the annotation of a GenBank genome assembly
GAAGAAAAUCAGCAAAUUGCCUUUGAAAUAUUAAAAAGAUAUUUGAUAAUUGCACCUAUUUUAAGAUACCUGGAUUUUAAAGAAAUGGUUUACUUAUAUACCGAUGUGUCUAGUAUAGGAUUAAGAGCUGUUUUAGCUCAAAAAGAUAAAGACCACAAAGAAUAUGUGGUAGUAUAUGCUAGUUGGGAAAAACCAAAGUCUUAUAAUACUAAAAAUGAAAAUUAA